CCCCCCCUUAAACUCCGCGUCCACCCGCACACGCCCAACUCGGUCGCCCGCUCCCGUUCAGCCCGGCUCGAAGCCAUGGCGGGACCUGGGGGCUGGAGAGACAAGGAGGUCACGGAUCUGGGCCACUUGCCGGAUCCGACUGGAAUAUUUUCACUAGAUAAAACAAUUGGCCUUGGUACUUAUGGCAGAAUCUAUUUGGGACUCCAUCAAAAGACUGGUGCAUUUACAGCUGUUAAAGUGAUGAAUGCUCGUAAGACCCCUUUACCUGAAAUAGGAAGGCGAGUGAGAGUGAAUAAAUAUCAGAAAUCUGUCGGGUGGAGAUACAGUGAUGAGGAAGAGGAUCUCAGGACUGAACUCAAUCUUCUGAGGAAGUACUCUUUCCACAAAAACAUUGUAUCCUUCUAUGGUGCAUUUUUCAAGCUGAGUCCCCCUGGCCAGAGGCACCAACUUUGGAUGGUGAUGGAGUUAUGUGCAGCAGGCUCAGUCACUGAUGUAGUGAGGAUGACCAGAAAUCAGAGUUUAAAAGAAGAUUGGAUUGCUUAUAUCUGCCGAGAAAUCCUUCAGGGCUUAGCUCACCUUCAUGCACACCGAGUAAUUCACCGGGACAUCAAAGGUCAAAAUGUGCUACUGACUCAUAAUGCUGAAGUAAAACUGGUUGAUUUUGGAGUGAGUGCCCAGGUGAGCAGAACUAAUGGAAGGAGAAAUAGCUUCAUUGGGACACCAUACUGGAUGGCACCUGAGGUGAUUGACUGUGACGAAGACCCAAGACGCUCCUAUGAUUACAGAAGUGAUGUGUGGUCCGUGGGAAUCACUGCUAUUGAAAUGGCUGAAGGGGCUCCUCCUCUGUGUAAUCUUCAGCCCCUGGAAGCCCUCUUCGUUAUUUUGCGGGAAUCUGCUCCCACAGUCAAAUCCAGCGGAUGGUCCCGCAAGUUCCACAAUUUCAUGGAAAAAUGCAUGAUAAAAAAUUUUUUAUUUCGUCCUACUUCUGCAAACAUGCUUCAUCACCCAUUUGUUCGGGAUAUAAAAAAUGAACGACAUGUUGUUGAGUCAUUAACAAAGCAUCUUACUGGAGUCAUUAAAAAAAGACAGAAAAAAGGGAUACCUCUGAUCUUUGAAAGAGAAGAAGCUAUUAAGGAACAGUACACCAUGAGAAGAUUCAGAGGACCCUCUUGCACUCAUGAGCUUCUGAGAUUGCCAACCAGCAGCAGAUGCAGACCACUUAGAGUCCUGCAUGGAGAACCUUCUCAGCCAAGGUGGUUACCUGAUCAAGAAGAGCCACAAGUCCAGGCACUUCAUCAACUACAGGGAGCAGCCAGGGUGUUCAUGCCACUAAAGGCUCAGGACAAUGCACCUAGGCCUCUACAAGGGCAAGCUCGGGCACCUCGACGACUACAAGGGGCAGCUCAGGUUUUCAUGCCACUACACACUCGGGUUAAGGCUAAGGCAUCUAGGCCUCUACAGAUGCAGAUUAGGGCACCUCCACGACUAUGGAGGGCAGCCCGAGUGCUCAUGCCACUACAGGCUCAGGCUAAGGCACCUAGACCUCUACAGGUACAGGCCCAGGUAUCCAAAGGGCAGCAGGACCAGGCCCAGGCCUCAGAACAGACACAAGAUCUAGACCAGGUGCCAGAGGAAUUUCAGGGGCAAGAUCAGAUACCUGAACAACACCAAAGGCAGGGCCAGGCACCUGAACAACAGCAGAGGCUGAACCAGGUACCUGAACAGCAGCUGGAACAGAACCAGGCACCUGAACAACCAGAGGUACAGGAAGAGGCCGUUGAGCCUGCAGAAGCAGAGACAGAGGCGGAGGAACCUGAGUCCUUACGCGUGCAUGCCCAGGUGUUCCUGCCCCUCCUGUCACAGAACCACCAUGUGCUGUUGCCACUACAUUUGGAUACUCAGGUGCUCGUUCCCAUAAAGGGGCAAACAGAAGGGUCACCUCAGGCACAGGCCUGGGCCCUAGAGCCCCCACAGGCAGUUGGCUCAGUUCAAGCACUAAUAGAGGGAUUAUCAAGAGACUUGCUUAGAGCACCGAACUCCCAUAACUCAAAGCCACUUGGUCCACUGCAAACCCUGAUGGAAAACCUGUCGUCAAACGUGUUUUACUCUCAACCAGAACAGGCACAGAAGAAAAAAUCAAAAGUUUCUAGUCUAAGGCAGGCACUAGCAAAAAGACUGUCACCAAAGAAAUUUAGGGCAAAGUCAUCACAGAGACCUGAAGAGCUGGAAUUCUCAGAUCUAGAAGCCCACAGGCGAAGGCACCAACGCAGAUGGGAGGAUAUCUUUAAUCAGCAUGAGGAGGAAUUGAGACAAAUUGAAAAUGACAAAGAAGAUGAGUCAUCAAACCAUGAAGUAUUUCAUCCGAUUCAGGCUGAAGUUGAAAUAGAACCUCUGGAGCCAUAUGUUCCGAAUCCUAAAGCAAAUGAGGUCCCAGAAAGAUCUACAUCUAUGCCUUACAACCAGGAUCAUGCACAAGAUGUCAAGCUCUCUUCAAGUGUUCCUCAGCGGUCUAUUUUGGAGCAAGCUCAGAAGCCCACUGACAGCAGACAGAGGAGUUCGCAAAAUCCUCAGAAUUUCGCAGCAGCAUCAGAAUCUUCUUCUGAGGAAGAGAGUCCUGUGACCAGGAGGAGGUCUCAGUCAUCACCACCAUAUUCUACCAUUGAUCAGAAGUUGCUGAUUGACAUCCAUGUUCCAGAUGGAUUUAAAGUAGGAAAAAUAUCACCCCCUGUAUACUUGACAAAUGAAUGGGUAGGCUAUAAUGCACUCUCUGAAAUCUUCCGGAAUGAUUGGUUAACUCCUGCACCUGUCAUUCAGCCACCUGAAGAAGAUGGUGAUUAUGUUGAACUCUAUGAUGCUGGUGCUGGUACUGAUGGUGAUGAUGGUGAUUCUAAUGAUGCUUAUGAAGAUACUUAUGACCAUGCCAAUGGUAAUAAUGACUUGGAUAACCAGGUUGAUCAGGCUAAUGAUAUAUGUGAAGAACAUGAAGAUGAUGACAACAAUGAUGAAUCUGUUGAUGAUGAAGACAAUAAUUGUGAUGAUGCGCCUAGUUGGCCAAGGGCAAGCUAUGGCAGAGAUGAAAGCUGCAAGCAAGAUGGCAGUGAUGGAAGUAACGGAAAAGAAGGAGUCUGCAGAGGUUAUGGAAGCCAGAGAGCCAGUAGAAGCCAUGAAUGCAGUGCAGCCAGUGGGGGCAAUGCAGCCUUUAGAGAUGAGGAAGGACACAGAGCCAAUAUAGACAGUGGAAGAAGAGGCAGCGGGGGUAAUGGAGGUAAGGGAAUCAGUGGAACCAAUGAAGAAAGUGGAGCCUUUGAACUCAAUGGAGGAGAAAUUUGCUCAGAGACAGAUGGUCCAGGAUUGGAGAGACCCUCAUCCCAGGACUUUGAACAUCAAGAGGAGGCAGGUGGUGUAAGUGAGGCCUCAAACAACAUUGCCUUAGGUGCUGCACCCUCAGCACCUAAUGACAAGAAUGAGAGUACAGACAUACUGGAAUCAUCAACACAACUGGGUUUUUCUGCCAGCCACUCAUCUCCUUCCAAAGGUUUUGGGGGAGCUGCUGAUGCUGACUUCGCCAGUGCAAUCUUAUAUGCUGGAUUCGUGGAAAUAACUGAGAAAUCACCUAAGCAACCCUCUGAAGUCAAUGUUAACCCACUCUAUGUCUCUCCUGCAUGCAAAAAACCACUAAUCCAUAUGUAUGAAAAGGAAUUUACUUUUGAGAUCUGCUGUGGUUCUUUGUGGGGAGUCAAUUUGCUGUUGGGAACCCGAUCUAAUCUGUAUCUGAUGGACAGAAGUGGAAAGGCAGACAUUACUAAACUUAUAAAGCGAAGACCCUUCCGCCAGAUUCAAGUCGUAGAGCCACUCAAUUUGCUGAUUACCAUCUCUGGACAUAAGAACAGACUUCGGGUGUAUCAUUUGACCUGGCUGAGGAACAAAAUUUUGAAUAAUGAUCCAGAAAGUAAAAGAAGGCAAGAGGAAAUGCUAAAGACGGAGGAAGCCUGCAAAGCUAUUGAUAAGUUGACAGGCUGUGAACACUUCAGUGUCCUCCAGCAUGAAGAAACAACAUAUAUUGCAAUUGCUUUGAAAUCAUCAAUCCACCUUUAUGCAUGGGCACCAAAGUCCUUUGAUGAAAGUACUGCUAUUAAAGUAAUAUGCAUUGAUCAAUCAGCAGACUCGGAAGGAGACUACAUGUCCUAUGAAGCCUAUAUACGAAUACUGGCAAAAAUACAGGCAGCUGAUCCAGCUAACCGGUUUAAGAGACCAGAUGAGCUCCUUCAUUUGCUGAAACUCAAGGUAUUUCCAACACUUGGUCAUAAGCCAGUGACAGUUGACCUGGCUAUUGGUUCUGAAAAAAGACUAAAGAUUUUCUUCAGCUCAGCAGAUGGAUAUCAUAUCAUUGAUGCAGAAUCUGAGGUUAUGUCUGAUGUGACCCUGCCAAGUAACAAUAUCAUCAUUUUGCCUGAUUGCUUGGGAAUUGGCAUGAUGCUUACCUUCAAUGCUGAAGGCCUCUCUGUGGAAGCAAAUGAACAACUCUUCAAGAAGAUCCUUGAAGUGUGGAAAGACAUUCCAUCUUCUGUAGCUUUUGAGUGUACACAGCGAACCACAGGAUGGGGCCAAAAGGCCAUUGAAGUGCGCUCUUCGCAAUCAAGGGUUCUGGAAAGUGAACUGAAGCGCAGGUCAAUUAAGAAGCUGAGAUUUUUGUGCACCCGAGGUGACAAGCUGUUCUUUACCUCUACCCUGCGCAAUCGUCACAGCCGGGUUUACUUCAUGACCCUUGGAAAACUUGAAGAACUCCAAAGCAAUUAUGGUGUUUAAAAGUUUCCAAUGAUUUAUUACAACAUUGACAAACAUCACGUAUAUGCAAUUUGCAUCUUCAGAUUUCUGAGAUUAAAUGAUCAUUCAUUUUUAUUGUUAGGGAAAAAUUAAAUCAGAAACUUAACUUUUAAUGUAGUACAGAAUAGUUUCAAUAAGAAAUGCAGCAUUAUAUAUAAAAUAACUAUAGCAAGCUCUAUGUACUCCAAUGGUGUACAAUAUUUUUUGCACAAACUUUGUAACUUUUGUUACUGUGAAUUCAAACAUUACUCUUUGGACAGUUUGGACAGUAUCUGUAUUCAGAUUUUAUAACACGGAGUUGAGAAAUCUGUUAUGAAUUAGAUUACAAGCAGCUUUCGAAGAAAUUGACCCCGAAUAAGAUUUUUCAGUAAAAGAAAAAUAUCAACAAACCAUAUGUGGUUUUUCCAAAGUCAUAUAAAAAACUAAAGAUCAUGAGACAAAAAUAGUAAGGUGUAUGUUAUAACCCAGACUAAGGUUGAACAACCUGCAUGCCCAGAGGAGAAAACUACGGGGAUAAAGGCGAAAAGAUCACCCAUUGCCUCACUGCUCCAUGACAAUUAAGGUGACAGACUAGCUGUGUUCUUUUCCCCCAUAUUAAGCUGGUUUUUCUCCCGGUAAGAAGAAAGGAAGAAAGCCUCAGCUGUUUGGUUUUCCUCAGAACCCCCAAAGAUGUGCAAUAGCUGUUUUCACAAACCACCAAGUAAUAAUACACUUGCAAGCCUGAAUACAGGACUGAACUCCUAUACACAUGUACUGUAGAAUGAGGUUUUUGUUGUUUUUUUUUUAAUACUUUAAAGUAGGCGUCAAAUUCUACCCCCAAGGACAGAUUGGUUGAUUUGUCAAAAUUAUUUUCUGGCCAACAAUGUGACAAUGAGACAGCAUCAAAUAUUUGCCCAAUUUCAGAUAAAACUAAAUAAAAAUUUCCCUCCAGUUAUUAAACAAAAACAAAACAUAACAAUGAAAAAACAUUGACUGAUAAUACUUGUGUUUUUCAUGUUUCUAUUUCUAUAAAAUCAGAAAUCAAUCUAAAAAUAUUUCAGUCUAUAUGUAGGGGCUUAAUGUUGUAGGUAAAAAAUAAAAUAAAAAGAUUUUGAAAAAAAAUACAACUUUCAUCAUAUAUCUAAUUCUGCAAAAUUAGAAUAGUGAAAGUCAUGCUAGUCCAUCACCCAAAUAUGUUAUAGACGCCAUAGACAGGUGAUGUGUGGUCGCCUAUGGUAACUGCUACCUGGUGAAAAGCAUAAUUUCUGCACAUCCAUCCUCAAUACCAUGGUUAGUUCUGUGGCAAUAGGAAAGCAACAGAACUACCACAAAGUAUACCUCAGUAUAAUUCCUCUAGUUCUGCUCCUAAAAUAUAAAGACAGUGCUAGUGGGAUAAUAAUUUUCAAACUACCUGGUUAACCAAAAUACAAAAGCAGCUGACUAUGUGUGAUUUCAUGGUAGCACAUCAUUUCUUGGCAUCUUGGUGCCAGAAAUGAAGAUUGGAUUUUCCUAACAAAUAUCAAGAGUGUAGUAGCUCAAUUUGAGAAUUUAGGAGAACCUGAGUCCAUGAAUCAGAGAAAUGUGAUUCACAUUUCUGUUACUGUGACACAAUAAUGUGAUCCUAAAACUGGCUUAUUCUUGAGUGUUUACAACUCAAAUUACUUUUUAAAUGCAGUAGUUUAAAAAUAAAACAAACUUUUAUGUCAAAUUAUAUCCUUAGAAGUAGUCUUCAUUAUUAUAAAUUUGUACACCAAAAGGCCAUGGGGAACUUUGUGCAAGUACCUCAUCACUGAGCAAAUGGAGCUUGCUAUAUUUGAAUUUUCAGAAAAUUUUCUCAUUUAAGUAGUGUGUAGAAUCGUCUUUUAAGAUUUUUUUUCUUCUUCAUAAUAUUUACUCAAAGUUAAGCUUAAGAUAUAAGUUUUAUCUUAAAAUCAUAUUUUUAAGGCAGUAAGACAAUAUAGUACUAUAGGAAGUCAACUCUCAUUGUGCUUUGUGGCAGUUAUUCCAGUAAUCAUAGGCAAUAGUGAACUGAAUCUAUAAAGAUGUCCCAGAGUAACCAGGCAAGUGAGAUUGUAAAUGUGUAACUGAGCUUUAAAGGAUAAAGUGUUGACGAAUAAAGGAAGCUGGUCACACAUCAGGAAGGGAAGAUUGAUAUGCUGAGUAGCCAAAUAGAAAGGAAUGAAAAUAUUUAAGGUGGUUCAUAUGUAAUGAAUGUUUCUGAUUUAGAUGUAAGUACAUCUGGAAUCUUUAAAUCUUUUGCCAGCUAAAACAAGAAAGUGAAGGGACAAUAAAAGUUUAUAGUCAAUGUACUUUGUAACAGAAGAAAUUAUGUACACACUUGACCUUGUAGCAGCAGCACAUGGAAGCCCAAGCCCAUCACAGAAGUAUAGAGGGGGAUUCCUGAUAAGCCAAUUUCCCUAGCCCUAUGAUUUGAAGCAUGAAAGUUCUGGUAGGUCAUGAGCAGCCCUGAGAAUAGAGUACAGUUUUAUUUUAGUAUAAUUUAGUUUUUUCACCAAAGCCCUUGUCCAAAGUAAAAGGCAUUAUUGGAAAUAUUUGAAAACUAGGAUAUUAUGGAUGAAAAGGGCAAAGAAAAAUUCUGAAUGAUUAAGUCAGUUGAAGUAAGGUAGGAUCCUUAGAGGGAAUAGUAAGAAGAGAUCAUCCUUAAGAUAGUAAACAGGCAAAGCAGAAUCACACACACACACACACACACACACACACACACACACACACACACACACUAGAAUGCAUAAAUUUUAAUAUUUUCAGUGCUACCAGUUUCCAGAUAAAUGAAUCACUGUUUUCUGCCAAGAUUCAUUUAGUUGAGAUGGUAUGCACAAAACUAGGAAUAAUGCCACACACAUUCAAUGGGAUGUUUCAUGUACUCUUCAGUUUGUUUUGAGAAACGUGCCUGUUUAAAUCAAUUUGUAUUCUGUCUGUACUCAAAAAAAAUAUUGAAACAAUUUUGAGACUGGCAAUCGCUUCAUUAGAAAGUCUGCAAUAAAUCAUUGUUCAACUCUAAAAAUAAAAAUUUUAAAAAUUA
Galeopterus variegatus (Sunda flying lemur) is the source of this 7843-nucleotide messenger RNA. RefSeq names its product Nik related kinase (gene NRK). The coding region runs from base 76 to 4806 and encodes 1576 amino acids. The transcript is spliced from 29 exons. The record is from RefSeq and is a predicted model, not a curated record. Gene Ontology annotation, molecular function: protein kinase activity; ATP binding. Gene Ontology annotation, biological process: protein phosphorylation. NCBI's taxonomy places the organism in Eukaryota, Metazoa, Chordata, Mammalia, Dermoptera, Cynocephalidae.